AAAAAAAAGCAGACUCGUCUUUCCAAUCUUGAACACACAAACUCUCCCGUCACUAUCUCUCUCACACACUACAUUAGGGAAUAAAGAAGCCUUUCUAUCUUCUCAGAAAUUAAUAAAGUGGGUUGUGAGAUUGCAAAACCUAAUCUAAGAUCCUCCCACUCAAAGAAAGGAUUCAAGAUCAGUAGUGAACGAGAUCGUGUAAAAUGGCGAGAGAAAAGAGAAGGAUAAAGAAGAUAGAUAACAUAACAGCGAGACAAGUUACCUUCUCUAAGAGAAGAAGAGGAAUCUUCAAGAAAGCUGAUGAACUUUCGGUUCUUUGUGAUGCCGAUGUUGCUCUUAUCAUCUUCUCUGCCACCGGCAAGCUCUUUGAGUUCUCUAGCUCAAGGAUGAGAGAUAUAUUGGGAAGGUAUAAUCUUCAUGCAAGUAACAUCAACAAAGUGAUGGGCCAGCCUUCUCCAUAUCACCAGCAGGUUGAGAAUUGUAACCUCUCCCGACUAAGUCAGGAAGUCGAAGACAAAACCAAGCAGCUAAGAAAACUGAGAGGAGAGGAUCUUGAAGGAUUGAACCUAGAAGAGUUGCAGCGGUUGGAGAAAAUGCUCGAAUCCGGACUCAGCCGUGUGUCUGAGAAAAAGGGAGAGUUUUUGAUGAGCCAGAUUUCUUCACUUGAGAAACGGGGAUCGGAAUUGGUGGAUGAGAAUAGGAGACUGAGGGAGAGAGUAGUGACGAUGGAAAUGGCUAAAACGAUGGCGUUAAAGGAGGCUGUGGAGACAGAGUCGGCGACCACGAAUGUGUCAAGCUAUGACAGUGGAGCUCCCCUUGAAGAUGACUUCUCCGACACUUCUCUUAAACUUGGGCUUCCAUCUUGGGAAUAAUACGGCGAGAGAAGAGAGUGCGUGCAGGGUUGACUUCGAUGGGAUGAAACAAAUUGCAAGUCUUUCCUUUUCAGUACUCUUUUUUAUCCUUUGAAUAAGUGCUGAAAAAUAUUUGAAUGAAUUCUUGUCGUAUUGUGGAGACUGGAGCAAGUUUUUCACAUCGUGUUAUUUUUUUUAUUUAAAACUAUUUUGCACUGAAAAAAAAAACCCAUUGGAUAUCAGUAUUGUCUUGUAUUCUUUAUUGUCAAAACCCUCGUUAGUUUUGCCUUAUUAGUACUUUGUACUUUCA
Molecule: messenger RNA, 1161 nt
Organism: Brassica napus (rape)
Lineage: Eukaryota; Viridiplantae; Streptophyta; Magnoliopsida; Brassicales; Brassicaceae
Product: MADS-box protein AGL24-like
Exons: 9
Coding region: 204-872 (222 amino acids)
Biological process (GO): positive regulation of transcription by RNA polymerase II
Cellular component (GO): nucleus
Molecular function (GO): protein dimerization activity; DNA-binding transcription factor activity, RNA polymerase II-specific; RNA polymerase II cis-regulatory region sequence-specific DNA binding
Source: RefSeq, a predicted model, not a curated record